AUGGCUAGUGCCUCGUUGUAUAUUUCUGAUGCUGAAUCAAAUUCUGUGAUUCAUUCUUAUGUUACUCGUUUGAAUGCUUUUGAGGAGAAUCCUCGUGUUGAAGAGAUGUUGAGUCCCACUGAGGUUAAGGAAGAGCUACUGGACAAGGUGUUGACUCCUGUUGAGGUUAAGCUGAGAGCUCGCCGGUUUCGGCGAGGUCUCUCUGUUGAGGUUAGCCCGAGAGCUCGCCGAUUCCACCAAGAUCUCUCCUUAGUGAGGUCUCGACUUGGCAAGGUCUCCCCUUGGCAAGAAAGUCGAGAUACGAGUUUAAGUGUUUCGAGAAACUCCAACAUCGUUGUCGAGGAGGGCGCCGCCAAGGAGGGAGCCGAGAAGGUUGUUCCUUAG
Arabis nemorensis is the source of this 384-nucleotide messenger RNA. The record is from the annotation of a GenBank genome assembly. NCBI's taxonomy places the organism in Eukaryota, Viridiplantae, Streptophyta, Magnoliopsida, Brassicales, Brassicaceae.